This is a messenger RNA of Lecanosticta acicola, 2454 nucleotides long. NCBI's taxonomy places the organism in Eukaryota, Fungi, Ascomycota, Dothideomycetes, Mycosphaerellales, Mycosphaerellaceae. The record is from the annotation of a GenBank genome assembly.
AUGUCCGAGAAUAGCGAGUCGCAAGGGCGUGCACAGGCUGCAGACCACCGCUCGCUUGCGCCAGAGAAACCGCAUAUCUCGAGAGGACUGUCGGACAACUUUAGUGUGGCGGAGAAGCAGGAGUCAGAGCCGACGAGCAAAGAUGGAGGAGCGGAUACCCAGACUCAACCGUCCACGGCCACGGCUCCUACAGCAGGAAAGCAAGAUGAGGCGCUGAAGGAUGCCGCCAAAAUGAGUGAAAGUGCAUCCGGUCCCGCGGUAUCAGAUGCAGAUCAUGGAGAGAUGGCGAGGGACGUCGAAAGGAGAGCGAGCGAACAUCUCGCAAAGCGGGCUGCCGAGAUGAGUCUAGAUGAGGGAGAGGAACGGCCAAGCUCUAGCGCUGUCUCGACUACUUCGAGGGAGAAGGAGAGUUUGCCAGAGACUCCUCCACCUCCUAUUCCUCCGCGGAAGGACAGUGUAGCAGCUCCCAAGCAACAAGACGCAGAUGCGGAGUAUGAGGAGAAGCACCCGCCGCCCGCGCCUGGUGAGGAAACAUCCAACGACGUGCCCGAGGCUCCCCAGGGCACCACAGAACCGACCGGAGCCGAGAUUCAGAAUAUUCUGGAUCAGUUUGCAGAAGGCGGUCCCGGCGAGUCGGAGAUCAUGUCUCCUCUGUUGGAACGUCAACAGCCAAUGCUAGUACUACCACCACGAUCCUCGAGCCUCGAGAAGCAGCCAUCGUAUACCUUGAGUCAGCAGUCGACUGGACAGAGCGUCCCUUCACCCAUCAGCCGCCAAGGUACCGGCGGUUCGAUGUCUGUCUCGAGCAUCAACCGAGUCAAAUCAGAUGACCAGGAGUCGAUCGCAUCUGGCAAAGCGGGCUCUAUAUUCCAACCUCCGCCUCCAUCCCCGGAUCCUGAGCCCGCCUUGCCAUUCGACUUUCAUAGAUUCUUAGAACAGCUCCGGCAUAAGUCAGCAGAUCCUGUUGCAAGGUUUCUCCGGUCAUUCCUGACAGAGUUUGGUAAAAAGCAGUGGGCGAUUCACGAGCAAGUAAAAAUCGUGUCCGACUUUUUGGAAUUCAUUGCCAAGAAGAUGGGCCAGUGCGAGGUAUGGCGGACCGUGUCAGAUGCCGAGUUUGACAACGCGAGAGAGGGCAUGGAGAAGCUGGUCAUGAACAGGCUGUACUCGCAGACCUUUUCUCCGGCCAUCCCUGCUGCAACAGAAAGUCCCAGGAAAGGCGCUCGUGGGGGUAGAUCCGCAGUCGACCAGGCGAGUCCGCACGGGCCUGGACGAAGAGGCCAACAUCAGGAAGACGUCGAGCGCGAUGAGGUGAUUGCCCAAAAGAUCAAGAUCUAUGGCUGGAUUCGUGAUGAGCAUCUGGAUAUCCAACCAAUUGGAGACAAGGGCAGGAAAUUCCUCACCCUGGCGCAACAGGAGCUUUUGAAAAUCAACACAUACCGAGCGCCACGUGACAAAGUCAUUUGUGUGCUAAAUUGCUGCAAGGUCAUCUUCGGUUAUCUUCGAAAUUCCAAGUCUGACCAAUCUGCGGAUGCAUUCAUCCCAGUGCUUAUAUACACGGUGCUGCAAGCGCGCCCGGAACACUUGGCGAGCAACGUGCAAUACAUCUGGCGGUUUAGGAACCAGGAAAAGCUUGGCGGCGAGACGGGCUAUUACAUGUCCUCGCUUAUGGGCGUAGUCACUUUCAUCGAGAAUCUGGAUCGUACGAACUUGACCAUCACCGACGAGGAAUUUGAGAAGAAUGUGGAGCAGGCCGUGAGUGCUAUAGCAGAGAAGAAUCGUGCAGAAGAAUACGAAGAGAAGGCGCAUUCGCCUGCCACGGCGGGGCCCAUGCAGCACUUGAGUGAGAAAGCCUCGCUGAGCAGACCGGAGGUGACGCCUCGCAAUAGCCAGGACGGUGAAAGGUCAACACCUCGGAGGAACGUCAGCCAGCGACUGAAUGAGAAGGCUGCGCAGAAUAGAAGCGAUAACGAGGACGACGGCGACUUGGACGCUGUGACUGGGCUGCUCCGCAGCAUACAGAAGCCCCUCAGCAGCAUCGGGCGCAUCUUCUCGGACGAUGCGACAAUCGAGAAGAUCGCUGGCUCAAGACCAGCUAGCACACCGCAGCUGGGCUCAACGCCUCGGGGUCUGAGUCCAGCGCCUCGAAUUGAGCGCAGACCAAGUGAGGAGAGGCGAGCUUCAGCGGAGAGGCAGAGGAUAGCAGAGGACGCGGCGGCCAGACAGGCCAGCGCGGAAGCGGCGCAGGCCCAACAGCUGAGGGUCCGGGAACAUCGAGUUGUUGUUGAGUGAGUUGAGCCACUUCAUGCGCAUUGAGGAGCCUGGCUGACCAUUCGCAGAACACUGCAAGGCAUGUUCCCGAACCUCGACAGAGAGGUGAUUGCAGAUGUCGUGCGAGCCGAAGAAGGAAAUGUGGGAAGGGCAGUGGAUGCUUGUCUAGCAUUAUCGAGCGGUUGA